AUGUGCAAGUUCAUCUUCAAAGACAACGGCAAGAUCAUGUUGGACGUCAGAGAUGUCAAGAAAUGGACGUCCUGCCGCUUUGCUGGAUUCGCUGUUAGUGAGGCAGGCAUGACUGAGCUCAAGGGCAAUCAAAGUCAUGCCAAGACUGUCAGGAACACUGGUCAGGUCUUCACAGAUGGGAAGAUCGGCAAGGAGGAUGUUCUCAUGGAUGGUCUCCGGGCCGAGGAUAUUGUCCACUGA
Colletotrichum higginsianum IMI 349063 is the source of this 240-nucleotide messenger RNA. RefSeq lists its product as uncharacterized. Bases 1 to 240 code for a protein of 79 amino acids. The record is from RefSeq and is a predicted model, not a curated record. The transcript has a single exon. NCBI's taxonomy places the organism in Eukaryota, Fungi, Ascomycota, Sordariomycetes, Glomerellales, Glomerellaceae.